Postia placenta MAD-698-R-SB12 is the source of this 624-nucleotide messenger RNA. RefSeq lists its product as hypothetical. NCBI's taxonomy places the organism in Eukaryota, Fungi, Basidiomycota, Agaricomycetes, Polyporales, Adustoporiaceae. The annotation marks the transcript as partial. The record is from RefSeq and is a predicted model, not a curated record. The transcript has 2 exons.
AUGCAGUCACCCAUCAAUGAACAACCACUCGAACUCCCUGAAGUUCAGUAUGUCCCCAUCGAGAUCCCAGACACCGAACUACCACCAGCUCCACCCGCACCAACCAACACACUGGUUGAAGUCCCUAUGGCAACAUUCACUCAAGAAGACAUCGAUCAGCGCAUCGCUGUCGCCCUCGCAGCAUACCAAUCCCAGCACGGAAAGGCAGAGGACCUCAGACGCUUCAUCCAAUGUGUCCUCUCCUACUUCGUUGCCACCAACAACACCCGACUCAGCGAUGAAGCAAAGAUCGCCUUCACUGUAGCGCUGAUGAGGAAGGAUCUGGGGAAAACAUGGGCGGACGCGUAUUACGAAAAGUCGGCAGGGGGAGUCCAGGUCUAUUCCACAUGGGCAAACUUCGUCGCCGCCCUAGAAGAGGCGUUCCCUGAGCACAGAACGCGAAUCAAGGCACAUCAAAUCCUGAUGAAACUGCCUGAACGACAGAAGGAUAGGAAGACGGCGCUCUCCCUCGGUAACUACGUCACCCGCUUCAAGCAGCUGGCAUUGAAGGCUCAGCUCAAGGACACCGAGGUUAAUGGCACCAACUGCGUUGAGAACGACUACCACACUCUCCACGCCAACUUC